AUGGCACAAAAAAGCCACAUUCCUACUCGACGUAUAGCACCGACAACAAUAAUGCAACACACAAUUAAUGUGAGAUCUCGGCGUCCAUCUGACUUGUCCGAUGUUUCGAAUCCAGAACUACCUUCUUGUCCAAUUAUAACUACAUAUGAUACAUCCGAAAAGAAAUCUGGCUAUGAACUACUUUAUGAGAGUGCUCAAGAACAAUUGAAUCCUUCGAAAAAAUGGGAGAAAUUAGUUGCACACGUUGGUGCACAUCUUCAUAGUAAAAAGUAUGGGACACGUCUUGUUAAUGCUCUCGAUGAAACAAAACAAUGGUCUGCUCUCCAUUAUGCUGUUUUCAAUAAUAAUACGUUCGUUUGCAAUAAACUAACGGACGAGACACAUGGUGAUAUACGUUUUCGAUGUGAUGUUAAUAUUCUUACGGGCAACAGUGAGAAUGUUCUUCAUAUUGCCACCCGGUCCAAUUUACUUUGGCAAACUCUAUCACUAUCAAAUAAAUCGAGAGAAACUCAUGGUACAAAAGACAAUCAACCAGCUUUGAUUCCUUCAAUUAUCUGUACGCUUGUCGAUCGCGGCGUCGAUAUUAAUCAUGCGGAUGAUGAAGGUCGUACACCGCUUCACCUGGCAGUCAUGGAGAAUCGAUUAGAAUUUGUUAAAUACUUACUUAAAAAGGGCGCCAAUCUCUAUGCUAAAACCAAAUUAUACGGUAAUGUUUUACAUUUUACUUUUAUUCCAAACGGACAAAGUUCCGCGGAAUUAUCUGCUAUGUUUGAAUGUAUAACAGAAAACCUCAAGAACCCUACAUCGUCUUGGAAUUUCGCACCGAGAAAUCUUGCUCGAAUGCGUACAUUUGAUAACUGGACACCCCUAGUUUUUGCCGUGUCGCAUCCCAAAGUAACAAAAGAUAUUGUUCAAAGACUCUUCCAAGAGAUGAUGCAUGAUGGAUAUUUCAAAUUAGAUCUGGAUAAGUCAGACAUUUUACAAACGCAAAUAUUCAUGGCUAUUGCAGAAGUAGCCCGAGGACCCAUACAAUCAUAUAAUCACCUAGAACCUAUUCUCGAUCAUUGUGAGAUUCCUAUAUUUAAUCAAUUUUUUCAUUUUGCUUGCCGGUAUAAUAAUGAUGGUUUUCUUAAAUGGUUAAUCGAGUACUCACUCAAAUUUAGUGAUCAAACAGUAUCCAAUAGCGGAACAUGCCAAAAAAUCAACUUGAAUCAGCCAGAUCAUCUGGGCUACACACCAUUACUCACUGCUGUUUUCUAUCAAUCAGAUAAAUGUGUUGAACAUUUGUUGAAGAAUACAUGUGCAAGUACACAAAGUGCGACGACGUCUAUACAAUCGAUCAAGAUUAAUCAACAGAAUAUCGAUGGUGAAAAUAUUCUGCAUAUUGCUGCGAAAAAUGUUCGAGAGAAACCAUUAUUAGAUCUAAUAUGGGAUGCAAUAAAGGCAAUGAAUCUUGCCGAAAAAUCAGACCAUAAUGGAAAUUCACCGCUUCACAUAGCUGCUGCAAAUAAUCGAGAAGAUAUUUGUGAUAGAAUUCUAAAGGCUUCUACCAAUCGCUCUCAGAUAUUAAGUAGAAAAAAUAAUCAAGGUCAGACUGCUGCUCAUAUCGCCACAUUAGCUGUACGUCGUCGUGUUGGACCAGAUCGAUAUUAUUUUGAUCACUUUAAAAAAGGCAAACUCAAUGAGUCCAAAAAUACAAAAGAGGAUAGUCAGACUAGUAAUGACAAUGAUGAUGAUUAUAAUUUUGGUUUACCUAUUCUUACAUUAAUGUGGGAAAAAAGCGAUAAAAAUAAUCUACUUGGAGGUUUAUUCGAAAGGGAUGCUGAUCGACAAACUUGUUUGCAUUUAGCUGCUGCAAAAGGACAUCAAAAAAUUGUUGAAUUUCUUGUCGAAAAAGUUGGUAUUAAAAUUGAUGCUAUUACUGAUCGUCGUUUGACACCACUACAUCUUGCUUGUCAAUAUGGCCAUGGAAAAGUCAUUGCUUAUCUGAUUGAACAUGGUGCUUCAGCAACAUUUCGUAAUGCUGAAUUAUAUAAUUCAUUAGAAAUUGCUAUUAUGAAUCAACAUAAAGAAGUUGUUAGAGAACUUCUUACGCUACCUAACUGGCGCGAAUUGAUGAGUAAUGCACAACGUAUUGACAAUUCCGAAGGCUAUGAUACGCCUAUGCGAAAAUUAAUUCGAUAUAUGCCCGAUGUAACUAUUUGGAUGAUCGAGGAAAAAUUAACUCGAACAAUUGGUGGACAGGGAAAAAAUAUAUUUAAAGAAAGUAUAUGA
This is a messenger RNA of Adineta ricciae, 2274 nucleotides long. Lineage: Eukaryota; Metazoa; Rotifera; Eurotatoria; Adinetida; Adinetidae. The record is from the annotation of a GenBank genome assembly.